AUGCCCGAGAACGUAGUCCCCCGGAGCGGGGCGCCCGCUGGGGCUGCCGGCGGCCGCGGGAAGGGCGCUUAUCAGGACCGCGACAAGCCGGCCCAGAUCCGCUUCAGCAACAUCUCUGCGGCCAAAGCUGUUGCUGAUGCUAUUAGAACAAGCCUUGGACCAAAAGGAAUGGAUAAAAUGCUGGUUGAGCUGUCUAAAGCUCAGGAUAUAGAAGCUGGAGAUGGUACUACAUCAGUGGUCAUCAUUGCUGGUUCUCUCUUAGAUUCCUGUACUAAACUUCUUCAGAAAGGGAUCCAUCCAACCAUCAUUUCUGAGUCAUUCCAGAAGGCUUUGGACAAGGGGAUUGAAAUCUUGGUUGCUAUGUCUCGACCUGUGGAACUGGUUGUCUCUCAGUAUUCCAGUCUGCUUUCUCCCAUGAGCGUGAAUGCAGUAAUGAGAGUGAUUGACCCAGCCACAGCUACUAGCGUAGAUCUUAGAGAUAUUAAAAUAGUUAAGAAACUUGGGGGGACAAUUGAUGACUCUGAAUUGGUAGAAGGACUGGUACUUACCCAGAAGUUGGCAAGUUCUAGCAUAACCAGGGUUGAAAAGGCUAAAAUUGGGCUUAUUCAGUUUUGCUUAUCUGCUCCAAAAACAGAUAUGGAUAACCAGAUAGUAGUUUCUGACUACGUCCAGAUGGACCGAGUGCUGCGAGAAGAGAGAGCCUACAUUCUCAAUUUGGUGAAGCAAAUUAAAAAAACAGGAUGUAAUGUCCUUCUUAUCCAGAAAUCUGUUGUCCGUGGUUCUAACAAAUUGGUGAUUGAAGAAGCUGAACGCUCCAUCCACGAUGCCCUGUGUGUUCUGCGCUGUUUGGUGAAAAAGAGAGCCCUUAUUGCAGGUGGUGGCGCUCCAGAAAUCGAGUUGGCCCUGCGAUUAACUGAAUACUCUCGGACUCUGAGCGGCAUGGAAUCCUACUGUGUCCGUGCUUUUGCCGAUGCUAUGGAAGUCAUUCCUUCCACACUGGCUGAAAAUGCAGGCCUGAAUCCCAUUUCUACAGUAACUGAGCUGAGGAACCGGCAUGCUCAAGGAGAAAAAACCGCAGGCAUUAAUGUCCGAAAGGGCGGAAUCUCCAACAUUUUGGAAGAGUUGGUUGUCCAGCCCCUGUUGGUUUCACUCAGCGCUCUGACUCUUGCAACUGAAACCGUCCGGAGCAUUUUGAAGAUCGAUGACGUGGUGAACACUCGGUAA
Messenger RNA from Elephantulus edwardii (Cape elephant shrew), 1224 nucleotides. RefSeq names its product chaperonin containing TCP1, subunit 4 (delta) (gene CCT4). Bases 1 to 1224 code for a protein of 407 amino acids. The record is from RefSeq and is a predicted model, not a curated record. Gene Ontology annotation, cellular component: chaperonin-containing T-complex. Gene Ontology annotation, biological process: protein folding. Gene Ontology annotation, molecular function: ATP binding; ATP-dependent protein folding chaperone; ATP hydrolysis activity. NCBI's taxonomy places the organism in Eukaryota, Metazoa, Chordata, Mammalia, Macroscelidea, Macroscelididae. The transcript is spliced from 10 exons.